This is a messenger RNA of Lytechinus pictus (painted urchin), 2746 nucleotides long. Its product is annotated as diphthine methyltransferase-like. Gene Ontology annotation, cellular component: cytoplasm. NCBI's taxonomy places the organism in Eukaryota, Metazoa, Echinodermata, Echinoidea, Temnopleuroida, Toxopneustidae. The record is from RefSeq and is a predicted model, not a curated record. Gene Ontology annotation, biological process: protein histidyl modification to diphthamide. The transcript has 10 exons. Bases 218 to 1792 code for a protein of 524 amino acids. Gene Ontology annotation, molecular function: protein binding; diphthine methylesterase activity.
GUACAAAUACAAAAUGAAAAGUCAGAUCGCAGCUCCCGCCUGCGCCUGCCUCCCUGCGCUCCCGGACCCCGCGGCCGCAUGUUCCCGAGUCGGCCGACCGCGAGCGGAAAGUGAUGUAUGUAUGCUGAGCUAGACUGAGCUGAUGCAGCUGCAGUGAGGUUUUCUGUGUGCCAUAUUUUAAAAGUAAUUCCAGAUCUGACUUAUCCAAGCCCUAGUAAUGUGUGAAGAUGUUAAUCUACUCAGUUCCAUUGGAACACAGUGUAAGAUUGAUACUGGAUUGUAUGCAGAUUCUGUAGAAUGGUGCCCAACCCCAACUCUGCAGGAAUAUGUCGUCUGUGGGACAUACCAACUUCAAGAAGAUUCUAGCACAGUCACGUCUCAGGAUUCUGAAAAUGAGGCUGGAGAGAAAAAUAAGAGUUCAAGAAAAGGGCAGCUUCAGCUCUACCGGUUGCAAGAGAGAUCAUCACAAGAUGUUAAGAAAAGCUUAAAAGAAGUCCAGAAGAUUGAUAUGCCUGGAAUCUUAGAUAUGAAAUGGAACCAACAUUUGACUGAUACAACAACACAUCUUGGAAUAGUAGAUGCUGAAGGGGAUCUACAGCUUUUCACUCUGAAUUCAACAGAGGUAGAUAGGUAUCUAGAACCUACUUCAAAAACCAAUCUUGGAGAAGAAUGUCUUGGUCUGAGUCUUGACUGGUCAACUGGAAAAUAUGCCAGUAGCAAACCCAGUAUCAUCUGCAGUGACUCAAUGGGAAGACUGUCUCUAUGCACACCACAAGAGGGCGCCUCGUCAUUCAUGGUCCAGCAGCAGUGGUUAGCACAUGGCUUUGAAGCAUGGAUUACAGCAUUCAAUUACUGGUCUCCAUCUAUUGUUUACUCAGGAGGUGACGACUGCAAGUUCAAAGGAUGGGAUAUAAGGACUGAUUGUCAGCAGCCUUUGUUUACUAGCAAAAGACACACAAUGGGAGUUUGUAGUAUUCACUCAAAUCAGUUCAAGGAGUAUUGCUUAGCUUCUGGAAGCUACGAUGAGAAUGUGUUCUUGUGGGAUACACGGAAAAUGAGAUGCCCCACCUCUGAGCUGUCUGUUGGGGGUGGGGUCUGGAGAUUAAAAUGGUGCCCCAUUGAUGGUAGUCUUCUACUAGCAGCCUGUAUGCAUAAUGGCUUCCACAUCAUUGACUGUAAUGAGGCAAAUAAUGGUAAUGGGUCUAUGUCAGUUGUUGCUUCUUACAUGGAACAUGGAUCACUUGCUUAUGGAGCAGACUGGUGCAGGGUAACACUUCAGGCUGAUUCCCAACCUCAGGACACACUGCCCACUCCUACAAAAGGGUCACCAGUCAACACAGACAGUAUACCCACCACAUCUCAUAAAGCUGCAUGCUCAGAACUCUCUCCAGCUGACAUAGUAUUACCCAUUUCACAGAUGGAGUCACCACUCUCUUUUACCUCAUCUUCUCCUACUGCUUCCCUACUAACUAGUACUCAUCCUGACAGUAGAACAUAUGAGAAAGGAUCACCAGUAAAUAAGGACAGUGUAAAAUCGUGUGACCCUCUUCAAAACUCGAUACAGAUGCAGGCAUCUAAAGCGGAACUUUUAGAAGAUGAGUUCAACUUAUCAAAAAUGACUCAGGAUUUAUCGCUAGUUGAAAGCGUAGACCAAAUGAGGACCUUAAUUGAAACAAAUACGAAAGAUUCAUGUCAUACAUCGGAAGAGCCAUGUAGUAGAUUAAUUGGCACAUGCUCAUUUUAUGAUCACCAAUUUCACCUUUGGUCCUGGGAUUCAAACACAAAUUCAUGACAUUUGUUCCCGUGCAUGAAUGUUGAACUAGAUGUAGUUCUUUGCAUAUAUGCUUACACAUAUGCUUGCACUCUCAUCCAUCCAAUAGACUUACGAUGUAGCGCCUUUUCCUUUCUGUUACAAAGCGCUGCACUCUCACCACUCCAUUAUUGAUUCAUUUUCAUUAAUUUUAUUUUCAUCUUUCUUGUGCUGUUUUGUUUUUCAUUUAUUUCUCUAGUAUAGCAUUAUUUCAUUCUUUUCACAAUUAUCAAAUCAACAUCAGCUUUGUAAGCCUUUGGAUCUUGAAUAAGUGGUGUUUCGUUAGCUAUUCCUUGAAUUAUUUCGUUAAAGGACAAGUCCACCCAAAAUAAAAGUUUAUUUGGAUAAAAAAGAAAAUGACAAGAAGCAUAACACUGAAAAUUUCAUCAAAAUCGGAUGUAAAAUAAGAAAGUAAUGACAUUUUAAAGUUUCACUUAAUUUCACAAAAACAGGUAUAUGCACAUCCUGGUCUGGAUGCAAAUGAGGGGACUGAUGACGUCACUCACUAUUUCUUAUGUAUUUUAUUAUCUGAAAUAUGAAAUAUUCAAAUUUCUCCUCAUUUCCUAUGAAGUUUUAUACCUCCCUGAACAUGUGGAAAUACUAUUGUUUUAACAAAUUAUUGUUCAGUGAAUUGAAAUGUUGUAUAAUUCAAACAAUAAAAAACAAAAGAAAUGGGGAGUGAGGGGCAUCAUCGACCCUUGCAUUGCAUGUCACUGAAUUGUGAAAAAUAAACUUUCCUAUUUCACAUCCGAUUUUAAUGAAAUUUUCAGUGUUAUGUUUGUUUGAUUUUUCUCCGUUGAUUCAAAUCAACAUUUUUCUGGGAUGGACUUGACCUUUAGUCAUGAUAAUGGUAAUGAUAAUAUUUGACUUAUUAAAAAAGUAAAAUUUUGAGAAAGAAACAUUCUUUAUGAAUGUACUUAAAAUAUAUUUUCUUAU